AUGACAUCGACACGGACACGGCCUAUUGAAAAGUUUGCAAAGGCCACUUCUAAGUGCGCUGUAGAGGCAGCGGCAUAUGGCAAGUGCAUCGUUGCCGAUUACCAAGGAGUGCAUAAAGACAUGUGCUCAAAGGAGUUUAUGAAGCUGAAAGAUUGCUUCCUGGCAGCAUCUAAGAAGGGUUGA
Aspergillus puulaauensis is the source of this 183-nucleotide messenger RNA. RefSeq lists its product as uncharacterized. Gene Ontology annotation, biological process: mitochondrial respiratory chain complex I assembly. The transcript is spliced from 3 exons. Lineage: Eukaryota; Fungi; Ascomycota; Eurotiomycetes; Eurotiales; Aspergillaceae. The coding region runs from base 1 to 183 and encodes 60 amino acids. The record is from RefSeq and is a predicted model, not a curated record. Gene Ontology annotation, cellular component: mitochondrion.